This is a messenger RNA of Seriola dumerili (greater amberjack), 2034 nucleotides long. RefSeq names its product outer dense fiber protein 2-like. Gene Ontology annotation, biological process: negative regulation of cilium assembly. Lineage: Eukaryota; Metazoa; Chordata; Actinopteri; Carangiformes; Carangidae. The transcript has 16 exons. The record is from RefSeq and is a predicted model, not a curated record. Gene Ontology annotation, cellular component: ciliary basal body; centrosome. The coding region runs from base 18 to 1913 and encodes 631 amino acids.
GAAAGCUAGUAACAGGUAUGUCUCCAGAGAAUGAUCUCCAAAGUCCCUCCCUUGGUUUCAGUUCUACCAGGGACGAUCUCACUAUGAGUUGUGGUGAUCUAGAUAGUUCCCAUGAGCUGGGGAGAAGGAGCCGGGCACGCAGCAGUCUCCAGACAAGAACCCCCGAGGCUGACAUCAGUUGUCAUGGAGACUUUGCCAGUGGAAAGAGCCCUUUCCUGAAAAUACUAAUGGAUGCAGAAGCAGCUGCCAACUCUGCUGCUAUACAACUUGUGUCUUUUAAAGAUGCAAUGGAAGAUGAAUUUGCUGAUUCGAGACACUCUGCCGUAGAUAAACGCCGAAUUACAAGGCAGAGAGGACUUUUGCUGGAGAAGUUGGAGGAUUUUAAACGAAUAAAUAAAUCUGUUCGGCAGAAACUGAAGCGGCUCCAGGAAGCCGAGGCCAGUCGAACUGAUGCCGACCAACAGAUUGACAUCUUACUGAAGAAGAUCACACUGGCUGAAAGUGAAAAUGAACAUUUAAAAAGAGAUUUGAGUGAGACAGAAAGAAGAGUUGAGGAGCUGAUGGAUCUGCGAAAGGAAGAGCAGGGCAACAUAAAGACUGCAGUUCACAUGACCAAGUCUGUGGAAGCGACUCGUGUUCACCUGCAGGGGCAGCUGCACAACAAGGAAGCUGAAAACAACCGUCUGACUGCACAGCUACGGAUUCUGGAAAGAACCCUGACUGAACAGAAGAUGGAGAUUGAUGAUCUGAGAGGCUCCAUCACCUCUUUGACUGACAAGGCAGCACAGGACAAAGAAUCUCUCAAGAAAGCCACUCGAGCACAGAAACAGAGAGCUGAGAGAUUUGAAGCCGCCAUUGAGAAAUGCUAUGAACAGUUGAAGGAAAAGGAUUCUCAGCUGGCCAACGCUCGUUUAGAAAGAGAAUCCAGGAGACGGCAGAAGGAGCAGAUGACAGAUGAGAAAGACAAGCUUGAUGCUCAUGUAGAGUUACUGAAAAGUCAAAUCGCAGACUUGACAGCGCGGCUGCAGAGGGAGAAGUGUGAGCUCACUGCGGCUAAUGAAACUGUGAUGCAGCGUGUUGAAAAACUCAGCACUGAAAACGGAGACCUCAGCGUCAAUAAUGCAGCACUCAAGGUAUCUGUUGCUCAGUUGGAGCAGCAGCUGGAUGAUUGUGAGUCGGCACUGAUAGAGGAGAAGGUUGUGUCCCAGGAGAGGAAACAUCAAGCCGAACAGAGUCAAUAUCAGGUCACAGAACUUCAGGCUGAGAUUGAAGAUCUGAGAAUAAAAUAUGCAAAUAUUUUAAAAGAGACGGAAGAGAUGUGUGAUGGGAAAAGUACAACAGCUGAUAAGAUGGAGAGUCAGACAAAAUUGCUGAGCUCAUCUAUGGAGAUGAAGGAAUCCAUCCAUGAGGCCAAUUUACAACUACAAGAGAAAUUGAAUUCUCUUCAAAAGCAAAUGGACAAGCUGCAGCAGGAGAACCUGGAGCUCGUACGGAGGCUCGCAGCUCAGGAGGAAGCGUUGAGCUACAGUAACCGGCAGCUGGAUCAGCGCUCGACAGAGUGCCAGGCCCUCAGCCGGCAGCUGGAGGCUGCUUUAUCAGACGUCAAACAACAGGUCAACAAGGUAACAGACCAGGCUCAUUCCAGAGAAGAGGCCCUUAGUACCAAAAUCCUGGAGCUGGAAGCAGAGAAGAGCAGAAGGGAUAAUGAGCUGAGGCUUCUUCGCCAGAGUAAGCUGACUGCAGAGAGACAGUUUGAGGUGCGUCUGAAGGACCUGCAGCUGAGCCUGGACCAAUCAGAGAGCCACAAACAAAGCAUUCAGAACUAUGUUGAUUUCCUCAAAAACUCCUAUAAGACAAUGUUUGAUGAGGGACUGCAAACUUCGACUUUUGGAUCUUCAUAUUUUCUAAAAUGAUCAGGGAUUCAUCUGUUUGUUUUAAAUUUUGUAUUUAUUUAUUUAUUUGGUUUUUGUACACUGUAAUAUUUAUAAGGCCUAUUUAAAAAAAGUAAAUAAAAGCAAGAGUCUAUCAAUUUUA